Mus pahari (shrew mouse) is the source of this 1889-nucleotide messenger RNA. It is a transcript of the gene Trmo, whose product is annotated as tRNA methyltransferase O. Bases 541 to 1785 code for a protein of 414 amino acids. The transcript has 5 exons. NCBI's taxonomy places the organism in Eukaryota, Metazoa, Chordata, Mammalia, Rodentia, Muridae. The record is from RefSeq and is a predicted model, not a curated record.
UUGUCCUUGCCGCCAAAGUGAGGGUCACGUGUCCCGGCGACCACGUGACACGCUAAGGCUAACGGGGUGACGUAUCUUGGUACACGGGGUGUGGUCUGCGCUUAGUCUCAGUACAGUAGCUGCGGCGGCCACGUAUGUUGUGUGGUCUGUUUCCUUAGGGAGUUACGGGGAGAUGGGAUGUGUGUGACUGAUGCCCUCAUUUGGUCCUAGUUUCUUCGUCUUUUAUCUUUUCUCACAAGAACAUGGAUGGGGGUUUAAAAGCAAAACCCCUAAACAAACAAAAAUUAUACAGCAGUAGUUGUAAAUAUUCUUGGGAGAAAACGUCAAGGUUGUCAGAAGCACACACAAUACAGAUAAGAGAGAAAGGCAGUUUAUAUAGAUAAUUUACAGCGUGGUGUCUGCUUUUAUAGAGUUCAAAAUAAAUGUAUUGUUUAGGCUCGAAAGUACAUAUGAUAAGAUCUCAUUCUGAAAGGAAGUAAAUGAUGGUAAAGACCAGAUUGCAGCGUCUGGAAGCAGUCGGCAGAGACGCAAGUGCUGGCGAUGAGGUCUUCGGUGUGGCUGGCAGGGAAUCUUUUAACUGAGCCAAUAGGGUACUUGGAAUCAUGUUUCCCAGCCAAGAUUGGCACUCCAAGGCAGCCAUCCAUCUGUAGCCACUCCAGAGCCUGUCUGAAGAUCAGAAAGAGCAUCUUUAAUAACCCUGAGCAUUCCUUGAUGGGCCUAGAACAGUUUUCUCAUGUUUGGAUUUUAUUUGUUUUUCACAAAAAUGGCCAUUUGAACUACAAGGCAAAAGUGCAGCCGCCCAGGCUGAACGGGGCAAAGACUGGAGUGUUCUCCACACGGAGCCCUCAUCGCCCUAAUGCCAUAGGACUGACGCUGGCCAAGCUGGAGAAGGUGGAAGGUGGAGCUGUCUACCUGUCUGGAGUUGACAUGAUAGACGGCACACCUGUGCUAGACAUAAAGCCCUACAUUGCUGACUACGACUCACCGCAGAACCUCAGUGUACACAAUGACCACCACAAGCUGAGAGCUGAGGCCCAGGCUGAUGGCACAGCUAACAGUUGUGACCAGCGGCUGCUCUCAGGGUGUGGGAAAGCACAGCCUUGUCAGAUCACCAAGGAGAGAUGGAAAUGCCUUGAAGACAGGACCUCAGGAAAAAACUCCCAGAAGUCCAGAGACAUGUCAGAAAUCCAGCAUACUUUGCCAAAAGACAGAGAGAGAGUGGUGGAUCUGUCACUGGAACCAAGCCGAGGUGAGAACAUGGAUAUGCCCGAAAGUCAGCUUGGCCCACCGGAACUGAAGAGCUUUCUGGAAGAAGGCACUGAUAGACCAAGGAAAGUGGAAGGUGCCUUGGUCCUGCCGGGGGGCAGUGCAAAAACACAGUGGGGUGCUUCCUGCCGUGCCAGGACAGCUGACAGAGUGCCCUGCAGUGUUGUCCCCAGCUGGGUGACAGAGGCUCCCGUAGCCCCUUUACAAGUCCGGUUUACUCCUCACGCAGAGAUGGAUCUGAGGAAGCUCAGUUCAGGAGAUGCUAGUCAACCGUCAUUUAAAUACUUCCACUCCGCAGAGGAAGCCAAGCAUGCCAUUGAGGAUGUGCUGGCAGCAGACCCUCGGUCUGUGUACCGACGGAAGCUCUGUGAGGACCGCCUUUUCUUCUUCACUGUGGACACAGCACAUGUCACAUGCUGGUUUGGUGAUGGCUUUGCAGAGGUUGUGAGAAUUAAACUGGCUUCUGAGCCUGUUCAGGUGACUGACCCUGAGAACUCUUUGGUGGCCCUGGGGUCUUGAGCCCACUGUGUUUUCAGAAGCUCCGUUGGCGUCUGAUCUGCCUGCUCUUGUCAUCUUACUGCUUUGGUUGGUGUUGUUUUUUGUUUUUCUUUUUUUCUUUUAUA